This is a messenger RNA of Bursaphelenchus xylophilus (pine wood nematode), 5054 nucleotides long. NCBI's taxonomy places the organism in Eukaryota, Metazoa, Nematoda, Chromadorea, Rhabditida, Aphelenchoididae. The record is from the annotation of a GenBank genome assembly.
AUGCUAAGCAAAAGCCACAAAUACAGUGGAGGACCUGAUCCAGUGGCAAAAACGUACCAUUUUGUCCGCUCUAUUGUGAGGGCACCCUUCAAAACGGAGUAUUUUCACUUGGAGAGGGAAACACUUUGCCACAUUUUUGAUGCUUCCCGGAUGCAAAAUGGUACGUUUUUGCCAUGGGAUCGGGUCCGAUACUGCAUUUUUCCCCAAGGCCUUCCUGAAGACACCAUUUUUGUUCAAUUCAUGUUUUUGAAGUAAGUGGCUACAAGUGUCGUAUCUUAUCCACCAAAAGUUAUUUUAGUGAAAAAAUCCCAAAAUCGAUUUUUUUUCUAUGUCUACGCCUAACUGGCGGCUGAUUCGCUGACUCAGAAAUCGUCUUUUAAAGUUCCUAACCUUCACAUUGUAAAUAAUUUUGCAUCAAACAAGUAAACAAUUAGCACCAACAGCAGUACUAAAAAUUUCCCUGCAUUUUCUCAUUAUUUUCCUCCAACUUCGUAUUCUUUUUUUCUGUUAUUGCAACUGUCUUCCCGUUGUUUUGAUCAAUAACCAGUAAUUAACCCGCGACUGCCCUCCACAGUCACGGUCCAUUAUUCCCGUCGCUUUAACUGUUUUAAUAUGUUCUCGCCGCCGAAAUAAACAAAAAACAGCGAAGCGUUGGCGGGGUGGAAGAAUAUUAUGAAUCAUGUUGCUUCUACUUUUGUGUGUUCAGAUCACCCAAGCUACGGGGAUUUUCGAUCUGUUCAAGGGGAGUCGAUGCGCGGACAAGCUGGAUAUCUCUCCGGGCAAUUUCUUGAUCAAAGUGGGCAUUGGGGAGCCGGGUAAGUCGGGGAAAAUGGAAGAAAAAAAUCUUUUUUACUAGGGCAAUUUCGAAAAAAUGGUGCCUAGGCAGAGGUCGAGAUUCUUACUUACAAGGGAAGUACCUCAAGUGCGACGCUCAGAUUUUCUUUAAAUUUUGCGCACACGUCAGGCAUGAACUAAAUAUCAAUUUCUGAAAGUUUUAGCUCUCGCUAUGCAAACACCACCGAGAUAUUGAACUAUCUUUGCCGCCGAGAGAGCAUGCUAAACGCGGAAAGCGGUCAGAGAAAAAACACUCUUUGGCCAUAAUUUUGCUUGUUUCGUGAGGAAAGAAAGAUUUUUUUAAAAAAACAUUGCUCUCAGCAGUAGAAUUAGGUAUGAAACUUUUCGUUCGGAAAAAGUGUGAAAUUUUUGCCGACUUUCGAUCUAAAAAUCUCGGUUUUUUCUGCAAAGCGCUGGCUAGGAUUCUCGCAUAUUUUUUGCAAAAAACUAUCCUAAAUUUGUGCCAAGUUUCAUUAAAAUCUGAGCGUCGCACUUGGGGUACUUCCCUUGUUAGCACAAUUUAAAAAUUUAAAAUUUUUGAGACGUUAGCAAUAUUUUUAGCAGAGGCUUUUCAAACGUCUUCCGGCUUUGAAAGAAAAAAUUCACCCGAAAUUCAAAAUUCUCAAAGGAAAAGAUCUCAUAGAUCUAAACGAAAAGCCUUUCUGUUUGACCGUGCCUCUACGUUUCACAGGGUGUUUUGCUCGCAAACUACAGCUGCAAAUUUUCAGAAAACGUUAUAUAGUUUUAAAUCUACGGCGUCGCGACACUUGCGGGCAACCACUUUGCGGGCAACCGGCACCUGAGGGUUACAGGGUGGAGGUGGAAAUAUUACUGCGAUUUUUUGGAAAUUUGCCGACAUUUGCGGGCAACAGGAAAAAACAAUCACACAGACUGUAUAGGGACUUUUGGAACUGUUGCCCGCAAAUGUCGGCUUCCCGCAAGUAUUGCCUGCCCGCAAAUGUCGGAAAACUUCCAAAAUAUCGAAGUAAUUUUUCCACCUCUGCCUUGUUAUCCUCAAGUGCCGGUUGCCCGCAAAUGUCAGCAAAUUUCCAAAAUAUAAUAUCAUAGUAAUUUUUCCACGUCCACCCUGUUACCCUAACAAUCAGGUGUGGGUUGCCCGCAAAUCUUCCAGGCUGCCCGCAACUGUCGACCCUGCCCGCAAAUGUCCCAGGCUGCCCGCAAAUGCCGGUGCUGGCCGCAAAUGUCGGCUGCCCGCAAAGCGGCUGCCCGCAAAAAAAAUUGCCCGCAAACUGGUUGCCCGCAAAGUGGUUGCCCGCAAGUGUGCGCCCGCCAAAUCUACAGUGGGGGUAAAAAAAGUGGCAAAAAACGUACCAUUUGCAUCCGAGAAGCAUCAAAAAUGUGGCAAAACGCUUUCCUCUCCAAGUGGGAAAACUUCGUUUUGAAAGGCUCGUCCUUUCCCUCACAAAAAGAGCCACAUUUUUGAUACUUCUUGGAUGCAAAAUAGUACGUGUUUUUCCACUGGAUAAGGUCCACCACUGUUUACUAGUCUGUUUGCAAAGUUGCUGGAGUGAUUUCGGCAUCGUGGAUUUUGAGAAAAUAAAAGUUGACUUUGCACUGUGCAAUUUGUAGCUUUUUGCACCGUGCAAUAGCCUUUUUUGGGCCGUCGCUCGCAGCUUGAUUAAAUAAAAAAUUUUAACGAAUUUUAUGUAAAUAUUUAUUAUACCUUGGCCCUUCCUUUGUAAGCAAUCAAAAUAAUAUAAUAUGUACCAAUAAGCCUUCUUUGACUUCAGGAAAGUACUACUACCUUCGUCUCGACUUCCAGACCAACUACACAUUUAUUAUAAACCCCGAUUGUCGAGAAGACCUGCCUUGUAACGGCGUCAAAACAUACAGCGAUCCCAGAGAGUCGGUCACUUUCAAGUUUCUGGAUGACACGGUUGAACAAAACUUUAAUGGAUCAGCUAUUUCCAGUGAACUGGCUGUGGAUAAAUUCCAAGUGAGCUCUUUCGCAGGGAAAACCGACAGUAGUUGUAUGCUAUUUUAAAAAAAAAGUUAUUCUAUGAUUUCAGUAUCGAAGUGUUCGUAAGUGUUCCACGGAUUCAACUGCAGACUGGGACCAUCUGGUCGCUCCGAAAGUCAUCUACCCGGUAAGCUUGUGCUCAAUUUCCUGAUGACUCCCAAUUUUGUAAUGCUUCAAAAACUGGACCAGUGGCUUACAGGGGAAGUACCCCCAAGUGCGAAGCUCAGAUUUUAAUGAAACUUGGCACACAUUUAGAAUUAUUUUUUCUAACAUACAUGCGAGAAUCCUAGCUCGCGCUUUGCUGAAAUCGCCGAGAUUUUUGGAUCGAAAGUCGGCCAAAAUUUAGGACUUUUUGCCGAAUUUCGGCACGAAAAGUUUUAUACCUAAUUCUACUGCUGAGAGCAAUGUUUCCACAAAAAGUCGAAAUUUUCCGCGCUAAACUAGCAAAGUUAUGAUCAAAAAGUGUUUUUCUCUCUGACCGCUCUCCGCAUUUAGCAUGCUCUCUCGGCCGCAAAGAUGGUUCAAUAUCUCGGCGUCGCUUGUAAAGCGUGAGCUAAAACUUUUAGGAAUUGACAUAAAAUCUAUGCACAAAGCGUGUGCAAAAUUUAAAGAAAAUCUGAGCGUCGCACUUGGGGUACUUCCCUUCUUGGUACGACCAAAAAAAAUUUGAAAUUUUCCGCAAAAAACCGCUAAAUUUUGACAGAAAUCAAAACUCGAUUUUUCUCCGACUUCCUCUCUUACUUUUCCAUAGUUUCCUGUGUCAGAAAAUCCGUUGUUUCAGCCCAUGAAUCACGCUGUCUUUGCUGACUUUGGUCUCAUCAACCGCACCUACGAUUUCAUCACCGCCUUUCAUUACGAUGGCGCUCUUGGCCUAGCGCCGAGUGAGACGAGAAACUCGGCCAUCUACUCUCUUCUCGGUGAAUUCGCCGGCCCCGUUCUGCUGCUGGAGCCCAAGUCCAGUCGAGGGAAAUUUAAAUACGCUCCGAAUGUCUUGGUUGGGACAACAAGAUCGGAUUUGUGCUUCAACGACUGGAAUUUGGUGCAAAACGUGGAUUUGAAUUCGUGGCGAGUCAAUUUGACAAAGUAAGCGGAUUUUUUGACCGUCGAAAGUUGCAUGCUAAAGUCGAAAAUUCCCCGAUUUAGAGUUGAAGUCCACUUUCAAAGUGUGAAUGGAAAUUUCAUUGCCCAAGUUGACCCAUUCUCAACAGGAUUGGGUUUGAAAAAGUCGAUUUACGACAAAAUCCUGCAAUUUUUGUCAGCGUCGACCAACGAAAAUGGAACUACAAUGGUGCGAUGCAACGAGGAAGAUAGCCUUCAUUCUGUCAGCUUGAGUCUUGACGACGUUGUGCUGAACUUGAAUCCGGCUGUCUAUCUCAAAGAGGUAAGUGGAAUAAGUCUUGGUGUCCUUGGGGGAUAUUUUGGGAAGCAAUGAGGUCAUAUGAUACAGUGGCGGACCUGAUCCAGUGGCAAAAAACGUAUCAUUUUGCAUCCGGGAAGUAUCACAACAUGUGGCAAAAUGCUUCCCUUUCCAAGUGAAAAAACUUCGUUUUGAAGGGCUAGCCCGGGCUCCCUCAAAAAAAAAGCGGGCGCGCUUUUGAAAUCGGAGUUUUUCGCUUGGAGAGGGAGGUAUUUCGCCGCAUUUUUGAUACUUCCCGGGCGCCAUUGUUUUCUCGGCAGAGUGAUAACCAAAAAUGGGGUUUUGGGGUCUGCGUGUAGUUUGUCAUUUUGCGUUUCUGAACCCUUGUUUGGCGACUCUCUCGCUUGUGUUCCCAAAAAGAGCGGGCUCUUUUGAAAUCGAAGUUUUUUUACUUGGAAAGGGAAGCAUUUUGCCAUAUUUUUGAUACUUCCCGGAUGCAAAUGGUACGUUUUCUGCCGCUAGAUCAGGUCCCCUACUGUACGUGGAAUAAGGCUUCCCAAAGAUAUUUUGGGAAGCGGCGAGGUCAGAUAUGAUGAUUGGCCUUUUUAAGCCACUGUUUCAAACACAAGCUCGCUUUUUCAGCGACUCGAAAUCGACGGUCAAAAUUACUGCACAUUAAAGUUUACUGAACUGGAAGAGAAUCUGGGUUAUGAUGUGUUUUUCGGAGAGGAGGUCCUGAACGAGCACUGCUUGCUCUUCGAUUACAAUCGGCCUCAGAUUGGGCUGGUUCGGGCCAGGAAAACAUUUUCGACGGAUUUUUGGAAGAGAGAAAAGGAGACGGAGACCGACAGACAGAUCAGAGAGCUGCUGAGGAAGAGCUGA